Messenger RNA from Colletotrichum tamarilloi, 567 nucleotides. RefSeq names its product metallo-beta-lactamase superfamily protein. NCBI's taxonomy places the organism in Eukaryota, Fungi, Ascomycota, Sordariomycetes, Glomerellales, Glomerellaceae. The transcript has a single exon. The record is from RefSeq and is a predicted model, not a curated record. The coding region runs from base 1 to 567 and encodes 188 amino acids.
AUGGCCAUCAGCAUCAAGAUUCUCCAGACAGGGUCGAUAAGAAUCCGCCCCUCCCACCGUCAUCAGCCUGCCAAUAAAGCUGUACUCCUGCGCCGCCUGUCAGUCUUGCUGGACACAUCCUGGACAGAUCCGUUGCCUAUUAACACGUACUUGAUCGAUCAUCCAGAGGGGCCCAUUCUGUUCGACUCCGGCGAGUCGCCACACAGUAUGGAGCCCGGUUAUUUCCCGCUCUGGAUGCCCUUCUUCCAUCUUGCCGUCGAUAUCGAUGUAGGAAAAGAUGAGGGCAUUGGCUCCCGACUCGAGCAAGAGAACCUUACUCCAGGUGACCUUAAGGCAGUCGUUUUAUCCCAUCUUCAUCAUGAUCAUGGUGACGGGCUGCCCGACCUCGUCGGAGCACCGGUCUGGAUCACCGAAGAACAUUGGCAGGCGUACAAGACGCCAUUUCAUGCUACAAUGGAAGGAGCCGUUCCGAACCAAUGGCCAGCAUCUUUCAAACCUUCCAUGCUUCAACCAACCGGUGGCCCCAUUGGUCCGUGGAACCAGAGCUAUCCCAUCACUGAAGAUUGA